Neurospora hispaniola is the source of this 1317-nucleotide messenger RNA. Its product is annotated as CRAL-TRIO domain-containing protein. Lineage: Eukaryota; Fungi; Ascomycota; Sordariomycetes; Sordariales; Sordariaceae. The coding region runs from base 226 to 1317 and encodes 363 amino acids. Gene Ontology annotation, biological process: regulation of exocytosis; Golgi to plasma membrane protein transport. Gene Ontology annotation, cellular component: cortical endoplasmic reticulum; plasma membrane; cytosol. The record is from RefSeq and is a predicted model, not a curated record. The transcript is spliced from 2 exons. Gene Ontology annotation, molecular function: phosphatidylinositol transfer activity.
UCGUUAUGUGCAGGUUAAACAGUACUGUGAAUACUUAUCUUUCCCCUUCAAACAUCAUUCAUCAAACGGAAAACACUCAACUUCGAAUAAUCACGCCACGAGCUUUGGCGCGCUCUCGAGUCUCCUAUUUGCCAUCAACACCCCUCAACAACAAAAGAGGUUCUGGCCAGCUCGUUAUUCAACGAUAGCUCGACGUCAUCGGUCUCCAUUUCAUCCACAAGCACGAUGAGCACUCAGCCCUCAGACAAUGCGGAGCCUGGAGCCGCUCCGGCUGCCGUCAGCACUGACGCCGGCAACGAGAAUACACCAACUGUCGCCGGAUCCGAACCAGAUGCUGCCAAACACGCCCAAGAGGAACCGAAAGUAGUCAAUCCCACUGAACCCCAGCCGACAGCACCAGUCGACAGCGAGCCCAAACCCGCCGCUGCCCCCGCUCAAGACACCGACUCUCCCGCUGAUGUCAAGGACUCGGUGUCAACAACAGCGGGUGAGCUUUCACCCCUAGCCCAACUGUGGAAGGCUGCCGAGGGCCAUCCCCAUUUCGAGAUUUGGGGCGUCCCCCUCUCGGACCCCGAGAGACACAUCCCGACCCAAAUCAUUUUCCAGAAAUUCCUGAAUGCCAACGAUGGACAAGUCGAAAAGGCCAAGGAUCAGCUGCUCAAGACGCUCGACUGGCGCCAAAAGACACAGCCUCAGCAGCUGCUCAGGAAGAUGUUUUCCAAGGCCAAGUUUGAUGGUCUGGGCUACGUCACUACCUACACAGCCGGCGACGCGCCUGCUGUUGACGAGCCCGAGCAAAAGGAGGUUUUCACUUGGAACCUCUACGGCAGUGUCAAGUCUCUCGACGAGACCUUUGGCAACCUUCAAGAGUUUGUGGAGUGGCGUGUUGCCCUCAUGGAGCUUGGUCUUAUGGAAAUCAACAUUGGGGGGGCCAUCAAGCCCAUCACGGCCGACUACGACCCCUACAAGAUGACCCAGGUCCAUGACUACAAGGGCAUCAGUUUCUUGCGUCAAACCGACGUGGCCAAGGCGGCCAGCAAAGAGUGUAUCAAGGUGUUGGGCGACAACUACCCCGAGCUGCUCAAGGAAAAGUUCUUCCUUAACAUCCCUGCCAUCAUGGGCUUCUUCUACGGCCUCAUGAAGAUGUUUGUCUCCAAAAAGACGUUGACCAAGUUCCAUCCUAUGUCUAGCGGCACAAACCUUGCAAAGGAAUUUGUCAACACCAAGGUUGACGGGUUGGGCGACAAGCUCCCUGCUGAGUAUGGUGGCAAGGGCGCGGACUUGAAGACACUGGGCAAAGCACCUAUUGUCCAGUAG